Cynoglossus semilaevis (tongue sole) is the source of this 3333-nucleotide messenger RNA. RefSeq names its product liprin-beta-1. The transcript is spliced from 25 exons. The coding region runs from base 433 to 3084 and encodes 883 amino acids. Lineage: Eukaryota; Metazoa; Chordata; Actinopteri; Pleuronectiformes; Cynoglossidae. Gene Ontology annotation, molecular function: protein binding. Gene Ontology annotation, biological process: neuromuscular junction development. Gene Ontology annotation, cellular component: presynaptic active zone. The record is from RefSeq and is a predicted model, not a curated record.
CUGUGAGACCACCGUUCCCGUAAGGUGUGUUUGUGAGGUAUCGUUAGCUGAAAAAAGUUCAGGUAUGUUUUCAAAGAUAGUGUCGUUGUCCACCGGGAAUUUGUCGGUAUUUUUUUCGACACCGUAAAGAGUGUCUUAGAAUUUACCUUCUGCAUUAACAUAGUUACCGUUCACCUGGGAAAAUGAGGCGAAAACCUGAAGUUUACGUCUUUUGCGUGCUAGCUGCUAGCCAGAGGAAGCUAACGCACAAUUCGACAACAACCACAAGAAACAAAUACUCCGAGGAGAAAAAUAAUCCCAACAGACGACCACAUCUUUUCCAAACUUUACAAUGGAUUUUAGGAUACAACCAAAGUGGCCUCGCAAGAAAAUCCCACCAACGUCUGUGUCAAGUGUUGUGUUUUACUACAUUAAGACUCCAUUGAACAGAGCAUGAUGAUGACUGACGCCAGUGACAUGUUGGCAGCCGCCCUGGAGCAAAUGGAUGGCAUCAUCGCAGGCUCCAAGGCCAUGGACUAUUCCAACGGUCUCUUCGACUGCCAGUCACCCACCUCACCCAUCCUGGGAGGGUUUCGGGUGCUUCAUCUGCUUGAGGACCUGCGGGGGGCGCUGGAGCUGAUGGACAAUGAAGAAAGAGACAAUCUGCGGUGUCAGAUUCCUGAUUCCACAGCGGAGGGUCUGGCUGAGUGGCUGCAUGGGAGAAUGAGCAACGGUCACAGCCUUGAGUCAGUUUACCAGGAGCGUCUGUCACGACUGGAGAGCGACAAAGAGUGUCUCAUUCUUCAGGUCAGUGUUCUGACGGACCAGGUGGAGGUGCAGGGUGAAAAGAUUCGAGACCUGGACUCGUGCCUCGACCUUCACAGAGAGAAACUGGCUGCCACAGAAGAGCUUCUCCAGCAGGAACUCUUGAACCGAUCAGAGCUGGAGACCCAGAAGCUGGAGCUGAUGACGGAGGUGUCCAGUCUUAAGUUGAAACUGACGGCCGUGGAGAGAGAUCACAGAGACACUGAGGGCUUUUACACAGAAGUAACGGAGCUGAGGUUCAGGGUGACCGACUCGGAGAAUGAGAGGCUGCAGUUUGAGAAGCAGCUCAAAUCAACCAACGAGGAGCUGCUGCUCCUGCAGAGGCAUCUGGAAGAACGGGAGCUGGAGCUGAGGAUCCUGAGGGAGGAAGGAGGAGAGAAGAGAGAGUGUCAGAGCAGAGCUGAGGGAGCAGACAGAGAUGCAGAAAUGAUGAAGAUGAAGAGAGUGCUGGAGUCGCUGACGUCGGCCAAUGAUGACAAGGAAAGACGGAUUAAAGAGCUGGAGGAGUCGUUAACCAAGUGCAGCAGAGACCAGGAGGGGGUCAAAGGUCAUUCACCUGAGACGUCUAAGGAAGACGACUAUGACGUCAUAGACGAGCCCUCUCUUCCCGGAGCCACGGAGGUGGAGGGGAUGACGCUGAUGUCAGAGGGGGGAGCAGGAAGGAGCUUUGGGGAGUCUGCGCCCUGUAUCGCUGUUCUCUCUGAAAUGACUGAGCUGGACAGAGAACGACAGUUACAGGCAGAAAGUUUGACCCUGACCAGCACAGUGGAGCAGACCAACAACAGAGCAGCUGGUUCUCCAUUCCCUCACAAAGGAAACAACAGUACCAGUGAGGAGAGCUUUGGUUCUAAGAAAGUCCGCAGCUCCUUUGGCCGAGGACUUUUGAGGCUGCGUGGAGGAGGGAAGAAGACGAGCAGUUCUCCAAGUCUGGCUGCGCCUCAGCAUAAAACCCCUGAUCACCUGGACCUGGCCGUCGUCGCUGCUCCUCCAAAACCAAGUGUUGCUGAUGCUGCUCCACCGUCUGCAGCAGAAACCAAAAAAAAGUCCAGAGGUUUGAAGAGAUUCUUCGGCAGGUUGAAGAGGAGUCACUCCACCUCCUUCAACCUAGAUGAUUCUGAGAUGGAGUUCAGGAGGGGCGGAGUCAGAGCCACAGCUGGGCCUCGACUGGGGUGGUCACGUGAACCCAAACUCAGCGCUGCAGAUGUUCCUUUCUCACGGUGGAGUAGAGAGGAGGUGAGUGGCUGGCUGCAGGAACAGGGUCUGGGGUUCUAUGCCAUCCAGGGUCAGAACUGGAUCAAGUCUGGACAAACACUACUGCAGGCAUCGCAACAUGACCUGGAGAAGGAACUGGGCAUGAAGCUGCCUCUCCACAGGAAGAAGCUGCAGCUGGCUCUACGGGCAGUGGGCUCAGAGCAGGACCACCAGGGCAGACUGGACCACAACUGGGUGACAAGGUGGUUGGACGACAUCGGCCUCCCUCAGUACAAGAGUCACUUUGAGGAGUCGUGUGUGGACGGACGAGUGCUGCAUCACAUGACCGUGGACGACCUCCUGUCUCUGAAGGUGGGGAGUGUCCUCCACCACCUCAGCAUCAAGAGAGCCAUCCAGGUGCUGCGCCUGAACAACUUUGAAGACAACUGUCUGAGGAGACGGCCGUCUGACGAGAACAAUGUCACUCCAGCAGAGAUUUGUCAGUGGACCAACCACAGAGUGAUGGAGUGGUUACGAUCAGUGGAUCUGGCUGAGUACGCCCCAAACCUGAGGGGCAGUGGUGUCCACGGAGGUCUGAUGGUGCUGGAGCCACGCUUCAACAUUGAAGCUCUGGCUCUGUUGCUCAAUAUUCCUCCCAGCAAAACGCUGCUGCGACGCCACCUGGCCACGCACUUCCAUCUGCUCAUUGGCUCCGAGGCGCAGCGUCUGAAGCAGGAGUGUCUGGAGAACCCCGACUACACCGUCCUCACUGCCACCGCCAAAGUCAAGCCUCGACGCCUGUCCUUCGGUGGGUUUGGAACUCUGAGAAGGAAACGUCAGGAAGAGGGCGAGGAUUACGUCUGUCCCAUGAACGUGGAAAUGCCCAAAAGCAGCAGCUUCCAGAGAGGAGUCAGAGUCCAGGAGGAGAACCUGGAGAAGAGGGAGGUUUCUGAGGGCACGGUGCGACAAAUUGGAGAAUUUUCUGAAGGAAUCAACAACCUGACGAGCCUGCUGAAGGACGACGGGUUUUUCAAUGAGAUGUCGGUGGACCACAAAAUAAACAACAGAGGAGAGAAUCAGAACAUGUGAAGAACAAAGUCAUCGUACACUUUACAGCAUUAUUUAAUCAUCCAGAGUUAAAGCUGUAACCCUGUUCUAUAUUUAUUAAAGCCGAUAGUCAGUCAUGUAUUUCCCCCUACAUUUAUUAGUUAUCAGUAUUGUCAAAUGUUGACACUUUUUUCUUAGCACAUUUAUUGUCUACUUCAUUUUUACCUGUGGUACGUAGAGUUCUCUCUGCUCCUGUACUGACAAUUUUUUAAUAAAACUAUAUAAAUGAAA